Messenger RNA from Entrophospora candida, 1287 nucleotides. The record is from the annotation of a GenBank genome assembly. NCBI's taxonomy places the organism in Eukaryota, Fungi, Glomeromycota, Glomeromycetes, Entrophosporales, Entrophosporaceae.
AUGGAAAAUAAUACUGCUGAAUUUAAUAAUUCUAAUAUUACAACUACUAUUAAUGAUGAUACUUCAGAAUCUACCAACGACUCAAGCACCAUCAUCACCACCAUUGAUAAUGAUAAUAACAGAAAAAACAGCAUAUCGUCAAAUUCAAACGACUACAAUUCCAGCGUAAAAACCACAUCUUCUUCUUCUAGUAAUACACCAUUAUCGCCAAAAACCUUUUCUUCAAUGAUUUCAUCACCAUCAUUGUCAUCAACCAAUUCAUUGAUAAGUGAUUAUAAUAAUGAUUAUAAUGAUAUUUACGAAAUAAUUAAAAAUAAAACCAUUAAAGAUGAUGAUACGGUGUCAACUAUGUCAAUUGGAACAUGUGGUACGCAACGUACAAUUAAUUUAAAACUUGCGGAUUUGAUAAAAGAAAAUCAAAGAAUAGAGAAGGGUGAUGAUGGUGAUGCAAUAGGGGAAGGGUAUGUAGGAUAUGAGGCUGAUGGAAAUAAUUUAAAAAUAGAAUAUUCCCAAAAUAAAUCACAAGGAUUUUUUGGAGAAGUUGAGAAAGAAGAUAUGAAAGUGGAAUUGGACGAUGCAGGAGUUUUUGAUUUUGACGAUGAUAGUAUAUCGAUGAUCAAUGAUAAUACUAGAGCAAAUACAAUAGAAGCGGGGAUAAAGGAGAAACAAGAAUGCUUGCUCACAUGGGUGAAAUUAUUAUGGCCACAGCCAAAAUUACCAACUACAAAACAAGCUAUAGAUACUGGAGUGGUGUGUAGAAGCUUUAAUAAUACAAUGGUAGUUACAGCAGAAGUUACUGGUACCAAAUAUCUAAGUCCUAAUGAAAAAAGAAAACAACGAUUAAACGAAAGGAAUACGUAUUGCACACCGAAAAUUGUAACCCACUUGUACGAUCCAAGAGAAUUUUUAUUAAUUCAUUGUCCAAGUUAUAAGAACCCGCCCAGUUACAACAACGAUCCAAGAAAUCCGUGGGAUCACUCGUUCAUCCUUGAAAAAGUGUUACCAAAGAUAACGGCAGAAAGUAUUCAAGUACAAGAUCAACCCGGAUUAUUCGUAACUGUCAAAGAAACACUCAUGAGAGGUUUGGAUACGUAUUAUAUCUAUGAGUGCAAGAAAUGUAUGUUUCGUGGCUAUGUCAGUACUUUUAAUUAUGACGGUAUUCGUCGUCAUAUAAGUAAGAGUCAUAGGGAUGUUGUUGCUGUGGUGGAUGAGUUAAUUAGAGUGAAUCCGAAAGAAUACGUGAUAGCGUUUGCACAAAAUUUACCACCUAAAAUAAAAUUACCGUAG